GUUUUGAAAGACGGGCGCGGAUUUUCAAAAAAAAAAAAAAAAGAGGAAGAAACAGUAAAAUGGCCGAGACCAAGUCACCGGACGCGUUUAAAACUCCGUGUAAACCGGCGAAGAUGAAGAGUCCAGUUAGUGCAUGUGGAACCCCAAUCACAAUUCCAGCGUCUCCGUUUAUGAAGAAGCUCGGCUAUGGCACCGGUGUGAACGUCUACCUCAUGAACAGAAAUGGGAAACAGACUCAGUCGCCGUGGGCCAUUAAGAAGAUCAGCAGCAAGUGUGCAAACAUUCACAAGAAUGUGUACCAGAAGCGGUUGUGUGAGGAAGCAGAGAUCUUAAAGGAACUGCAACACCCAAAUAUUGUUGGUUUCAGAGCUUUCACUACCGCAAAGGAUGGCUCCAAGUGUUUGGCAAUGGAGUACGGAGGGGAGCAGUCUCUCAAUGACCUCAUUGAAAAGAGGAGAGAGGCGGGCUUACAGGCCUUCCCAGUUGCCACUAUUGAAAAAGUGGCUCUUCAUGUAGCUCGUGGUUUGCAGUAUCUGCACAACGAGAAAAAGCUUCUGCACGGAGACAUGAAAUCCUGCAACGUCGUCAUUAAAGGCGACUUUGACACGAUCAAAAUCUGCGAUGUCGGUGUUUCCCUUAAGUUAGAUGAAAAUAUGCAAGUGAGCGACCCGGAGGCCCACUACAUCGGCACCGAGCCGUGGAAACCCAAAGAGGCGCUGGAGGAUGGACUAAUCACAGACAAAGCGGAUAUCUUUGCGUAUGGACUCACCCUAUGGGAGAUGAUGACUCUCUCUGUGCCUCACCUAGAGAUGCUCGACAGUGAGGGGGACUGCGGCGAUGACGACUCAUUUGACGAGGACGACUUUGAUGAGGAUGCGUAUUACGAGAGGCUGGGAACCCGACCGCCACUGGACUCUCUGGGCAGCGCCUACCAGAGGAUGGUAGAGCUUUUCUGUCUUUGUACUGAAGAAGAUCCAAGCAAAAGACCAUCAGCUGCUCAGAUCGUUCAGGCUCUGGAGUCCAACAGCCAGCUGGAUGAUGAACGCAGUGAGGUGAUUGUUAUAGAUUAACGUCUGAUGGGUCUGCUGUAGUGUUUUCUCACUGUACUGUCAAGUCUGUCUUUGUUUCAGUGUCAAUUCUUUCCUGUCCUGUUUUUAAACCUCUCCCUAAAAACUAUACAGAAUUCACUCUACAGUUAUCACCUACAACUUUAUUAUUGGCUUUACUGGAUGUAGAUUUAGACUUGUGUUCCAGUUAUUAAACAUUAAUGUAAUCUG
Ictalurus furcatus (blue catfish) is the source of this 1277-nucleotide messenger RNA. It is a transcript of the gene pbk, whose product is annotated as PDZ binding kinase. Gene Ontology annotation, molecular function: protein serine/threonine kinase activity; ATP binding. The transcript is spliced from 8 exons. The record is from RefSeq and is a predicted model, not a curated record. Bases 60 to 1070 code for a protein of 336 amino acids. NCBI's taxonomy places the organism in Eukaryota, Metazoa, Chordata, Actinopteri, Siluriformes, Ictaluridae. Gene Ontology annotation, biological process: protein phosphorylation.